This is a messenger RNA of Paramuricea clavata, 308 nucleotides long. The record is from the annotation of a GenBank genome assembly. NCBI's taxonomy places the organism in Eukaryota, Metazoa, Cnidaria, Anthozoa, Malacalcyonacea, Plexauridae.
AUGACAGAUGAUGAUAAAAUUCGCUUGCAGUUUGCCUUGGAUACAGAAGAAUUUGGAAAACAGGUAUUGAACAAUAACUAACAUGGUGAGCUCAUCUACAUCUUUGACAAUUCUUGAAUGGAAGUCGGAGGGGGGGGGGGUGCCCAUACUUCUUUAAGAAGGAUAAAAUUAUUGUAUUUAUAUGUAUUUUUCUUUGUUUUUAGAUAUCAUCUCUUGGCAUAGCAGUUGACAAGGUUUCAUCAUACAAAAAACUGGUAUCUUUUGUAGAAAGCGCUAGAAAUUCAUCAAGUAAUAAUAGUGCAACAUAA